AUGAAGGCCAUGAAGAUCAUGCACAUCCCCGAAGAUUUGGCCACAGACAUUCUUUUAUAUCUUCCCGUGAAGUCUCUGCUACGAUUCAGGUGCGUCCGCAAAUCUUGGUGCGAUCUCAUGGAAAACCCUAAUUUUGUUACAGAACACCAUCACAAGCAAAUCACUCUUAAUUCCAAUGUCCGCUACUUCAUCCGGAGGGAUAACGCUUAUAAAUGUGAACCUGUAAUACGUAUCAUCAAAGAUGAUGGUGAAGAGGACCCUACGAUCACAGAAGCCAUCUGUCCUCCGACUGUGAAUGCUUGUUUUGGUGACCAAGUUUUUGGUCCCUGUAAUGGUUUGUAUUGUGUGUCUGGUGGUGUUAGUAUUACCAGGUCUCCCUACUCGGCCAUCUCUAUCACUUCUGUAAAAGUUCUUUCUUCAAUGAAAUGCACAUUCUGCACUUGUCUUUCUUUUCCUCACUCAUAA
Molecule: messenger RNA, 465 nt
Organism: Tripterygium wilfordii
Lineage: Eukaryota; Viridiplantae; Streptophyta; Magnoliopsida; Celastrales; Celastraceae
Product: putative F-box protein At3g47150
Exons: 2
Coding region: 1-465 (154 amino acids)
Molecular function (GO): protein binding
Source: RefSeq, a predicted model, not a curated record